Rubroshorea leprosula is the source of this 4476-nucleotide messenger RNA. NCBI's taxonomy places the organism in Eukaryota, Viridiplantae, Streptophyta, Magnoliopsida, Malvales, Dipterocarpaceae. The record is from the annotation of a GenBank genome assembly.
UAAUUAAUCUCCACUCCUCUCUCUCUCUGUGCAAUUACUCUUUGAGGGCAUAUCUCUCUAGAACAUCGAGUAUUGCUGACUUGAGCGUCGGAGUGUUUUCCCAAGGAAACAUCCUCGGGAAUUUCAGGUGUGGAAGCAGUUGAAGACUUCAACAGUGUUGGAUCGUGAAGCUGCCCAAACAUUUGGCGUCGUCUGUGGGAACUGAACAAGAAGUUGUGUAGCUUAACCUGCUGAAAGACAAAAUGGUUCGUACCUUUACUUGAAGUCGCCCUCCAAAGAAAUGAAAUGGAUGAGCAGGAGGACACUCAGCUAUCUGAGCUCGGCUUAAAUGAUUUUAGGCCAAUGCCGAGAAACCUUUUUGUUGGGGGAGCAGAACAGGAUCAAUUAAGUGGAACGGAUGAUGAUGAAAGAACACCAACUGGGUAUGCAACUCAACCUGAACACUUCCAAAUUCCAACAGAAACAAGGCAAAGACAUCCCAGGCAGGGCAGUCUACAACAUGAACGACUUGAAAGGUCAAUAGAGCCUGCUCGGGCAACCGAGCUUGAAGAGAGAACCAGAGUUCUCGAAAUGGCAAUUGGUAAAAUCCUUGCCUGCCUGAUUCUUGAUGACCCCCUAAUUCCUUUGCUGAACAGGGAUGCACAGCCAGCUGCAGUAGUUGCAACCUGUAACUCCCCGGCCCUGAGUAAUGUGGUGGUCCCAACCAGACCAAGGGGAAGUGGGAGGUUAAACCCAGAACCCAGCUCCUCCAAGCAUAAUGAAGAACUACUAAAGAAAAACGCUGACCUCGAAAGACAGCUCAAAGACGUGCAGAAAUCCAUUGACGAGCUAAAAAGUCCCAAGUCGCACCAACAGACCCUUGACUUGGAUAGUGCCCCACUAAACCUAUCCAUCACAGCAGAACCGUAUCAAGAGGGAUUCAAAAUCCCCCACCUGGAGACAUAUGAUGGCUCGGGUGACCCAGAUGAGCAUCUGCAUACCUAUCAGGCCAUCAUGAGAAUCCAAAAUGCCAAUGACGCCAUGAUGUGCAAAGUGUUUCCAGCGACACUGAAGUCAACGGCCAAAAGAUGGUAUCAUAAACUCCCUAGACAUUCUAUAGACUCAUACUCCCAGCUCGCCAAGCUAUUCUCCAAUAAAAUUGUGAGCCCAAGGGAGAUUAAACGUACAGCAACUGAACUGAUGCAGGUUCAUCAGAAAGAAGGGGAAUCUCUGAGGGAUUACAUGCAACGAUUCAACAAGGCUACCUUAGACAUUGACAACGUCCCCGAUACCAUCUACUUGUCUGCCUUGCUGCAUGGUUUGAAGCCUGGCCGGUUUCUAGACGACCUACUGGAGAAUCCACCUAAGUCGUGGAAUGAAGUAAAUGACAGGUCGGCAAGCUUCAUACUGUCCGAAGAUUUUCAAUCUUUCAAGAGACGAGUUGAUGAUAGGCAGGGUAAAGAGCCCAAGCAGCCUGAGGGCAGAGAUGACAAGAAAAAACAGAAGGGGGCCAAAGCGCCCAGGGCCGUAAGGCAUAUGCCCGGCAGCUCGGUGGACUAUAAGCGAGUAGAGGGAGAGCCCGACAUUAUGAUGCCUCAUGCAGAUCCUUUUGUGGCAACAGUUCAUAUAGGCAAUCAUAACAUCAACAAGGUCUUCAUUGAUACUGGUAGUUCACCAGACAUCCUGUAUUGGAGCUGUUUUCAAAAGAUGCAGCUGAAUCCGAGCUCACUACAGAAGCAUGAAAGGCCCAUCUACGGAUUUGAUAAUCAACCUGUCCCGGUUGAGGGAGUAAUUACUCUUCCCAUCUAUGUGGGCAUAGAACCGUGCUUCAGGAUAGCUUUCGUCAGCUUCCUAGCCGUCAAAAUGGAAUCAGCUUUCAAUGCCAUACUGGGAAGGGCCACCCUCUGCAAGCUGAAGGCCGUCAUCUCGCAACCUCAUAUCUGCAUGAAGUUCCCAACACCUCAGGGGGUAGGAGUGCUUAAGGGAAACCAGAAGAUGGCCAAGGCUUGCUAUCAAGAUACAUUCAAGAAGGUUAAGCUCGCUGCAACCCCGAGAGGCUCCUCUGGAAGUCAUAGGCCGACUCAGCCCGAUCAACAGACAAUGAGCAUAUCAAACAUUGAGCAUCGCCCUGAGGGUGUCGAACAUAAAGCAGAGCCAGUAGAACUAGUAGAAACGAUCCCUUUGAACCCUGACAUUCCAGAAAGAACAUCCACAAGCUCAGCACGGACCCCACCAAAAUGCCAUGGGUUAAAAAAACGUCGCCUUUUUGGCCUUGAGAAGCAAGCUGCUAUAGAUGAAGAGAUACAAAAGCUACUACAGGCAGGCUUCAUCAAGAGAGUUGAAUACUCUGAGUGGGUGUCCAACCCUGUGCUCGUCAAAAAACCAAAUGGCAAGUGGAGGAUGUGUACUGAUUUCACCAACUUAAAUGAAGCCUCGGGUUAUCACCAAGUUCAGUUGCUGUUGGACGACCAGGAGAAAACAACUUUUUAUGCUGGUGACGUAAUCUACUGCUAUGUCAUGAUGCCAUUUGGCCUGAAAAAUGCUGGCGCGACGUAUCAGAAACUGGUGCAGGUCGUUUUUAAGCUUCAGAUUGGCAAGAAUAUUGAAAUAUAUGUAGACGAUAUGAUAGUCACCAGUAAGCGAGCGGAGGAUCAUAUAGCUGACUUGAAUGAAACAUUUCGGAACUUGCGCCGAGCCCAAAUGAAGCUGAAUCCCUUGAAGUGCACGUUUGCUGUAGAAUCAGGAAAAUUUUUAGGGUACGUGGUGUCCAAAAAAGGAAUUGAGGUAAACCCAGAGAAGGUUCAGGCCGUUCAGCAGAUGGAGCCUCCCAAGACCAUAAAAGACGUGCAGUGUCUGACUGGUCGUAUUGCUGCGUUGCACAGGUUCAUAGCCAAAUCGACAGAAAGGUGCCUUCCAUUCUUUAAAGCCCUGCGAGAGCCCAAGAACUUUCAGUGGACCACCGAGUGUCAACAGGCGUUUGACGAGCUUAAACAAUAUUUAGCGUUAGCACCCCUGCUGUCCAAGCCUGUGGAAGGGGAGAGUUUAUACCUAUAUUUGGGGGUUACAGAGGAGGCAGUGAGCUCGAUUUUGCUAAGGGAAAAGAAUAAACAUCAGAAGCCUAUCUGUUAUGUGAGUAAAAUUUUACAAGGCGCAGAGCAGAACUACCCACUAGCAGAAAAGGCUGCUUUUGCCCUGGUAUACACAGCUCCCGCGCACAACCAUAAAAGGCUAGGCUGUGGUGGACUUCCUAGUGGAGUGCCUUUCGGCGACGGUGGAAGAAAGGGCACCAGUAUAUCCGGUCUGGGUCCUGUACAAUAUGAAGCCCUCAUUUAUGGCUUGAAGCUGGCGUCCGAGCUGAAAGCGCAAAGCAUUAAGGUUUUCAGUGAUUCUCAGCUCGUGGUGGGCCAAGUGAAUGGCAGCUGUGAAAUCAGGGAUCCUCAGCUUGGUCAUUAUGCCUCUGUGGUCAACAUAUUGAAAUCAGGAUUUGUCUCUUUCCAGAUCGACAAGAUACCCAGAGUAGAUAACCAACGAGCUGACGAGCUAUCAAAAUUAGCCUCCUCACAAGACAUCAACCCUCAGAGAUCGACAAUUGUGGAGAUACUUGAUGCCCCGAGCUACACCGAUUUCACAAUCGAGGCGGCAAAUUUCACCCUAUUAGAUAAUCAGCUCUACAAGCGAGCAGCCUCAAUGCCCCUACUACGCUGCCUUACUCCUUAUAAAGCUGAAUAUGCUGUGAGGGAAGUUCAUGAAGGAGUAUGUGGCACACACAUAGGUGGUAGAACUUUAGCUCGGAAACUCAUGAGGCAUGGUUAUUACUGGCCUACUAUGGUCGAGGACGCACAGAGCUAUGCCAAAAAGUGCCCGACCUACCAGUUCAAUGCUGAUGAUAUUCACAUGCCAGUCGACCUGCUCGGCCCUUUUACCAAAGGCAAAGGAGGUUGCACUUACCUAGUUGUCGCGGUGGAUUACUUCACCAAAUGGAUAGAAGCCAAACCAUUAUCCACGACAACAGAGAAGAAAAUAAAGGAAUUCCUAUUCAAUUCCAUAUUAUGCAGGUUCGGCAUACCUGAACGGAUCAUUGCUGACAAUGGUCCACAAUUCCGAGCCGCGGCACUGAGGUCGUUAUGUGACGGCUAUGGCAUUGAGCUCGCCUUGACAUCUGUGUAUACCCCACAGUCAAAUGGACAAGCUGAGUCCGCCAAUAAAAUCAUCUUGCGAGGCCUCAAGACGCGUGUGUUGGCUGCACAUUCUAAUUGGGUUAACGAGCUCAAUAGAGUGCUUUGGUCAUGUCACACUACACCUAGCUCGGCCACAGGCGAAACCCCAUUCAGCCUGGCCUAUGGAGCUGAGGCCGUCAUCCCUAUAGAGAGGUCGGAUUGCCAUCUGAUAGAGUAGGUUGGCACAACGAUCCAAGCAAUGAACAGCUUUUAAGAGAGAACUUAGACCUUGUGGAAGAGGUCCGGGAGAUGUCUUGAAUAAGAAACAUGGCACAUCAAA